Messenger RNA from Umbelopsis ramanniana AG, 1245 nucleotides. RefSeq lists its product as uncharacterized. Gene Ontology annotation, biological process: glycerophospholipid biosynthetic process. The transcript is spliced from 10 exons. The record is from RefSeq and is a predicted model, not a curated record. NCBI's taxonomy places the organism in Eukaryota, Fungi, Mucoromycota, Umbelopsidomycetes, Umbelopsidales, Umbelopsidaceae. The coding region runs from base 47 to 1117 and encodes 356 amino acids. Gene Ontology annotation, cellular component: mitochondrion.
AGAAGUAGAGCCUUCUUCUCCAGCAUCCAAACCUUCCACUGCGGCGAUGUUCAAACCUUUUCAAACUUCGCGUGCUAUAACCGGUCCUCUGUACCUUCAGAUUCGUUUACAUUCUACAACCAAUCAACCCAAGUUUGGUUUUGCUCUCGACAUUGACGGCGUGUUAAUUAAGGGCAAUCGUGUCAUACCACAAGCGCAACGCGCCCUGAGACUUCUGAAUGGAGAAAAUGCGUCUGGAAAAAAAAUCCCAUUUGUACUUCUCACCAAUGGAGGAGGCGUGACAGAGGAGAAAAAAGCAGCACAAAUGAGUCGAAAGCUUGACAUGGAUAUUCUUCCGUCUCAGAUUGUCCUAUCGCACUCACCUAUGCGCUCAUUAGUCAAGAAAUAUAAAGAUACACCCGUGCUUGUUGUCGGUGGACGCGAAAGAAGUUGCAAAGAUGUUGCAGAGCAGUACGGCUUUCAGCGACCCAUUCAGCCAGAUGAUAUCCAUCAUUGGGAGAAAAGUGUGUGGCCAUUUCGCCGCGUUACCGAUGACGAAGCUUACGAAGCACAGAAACGAUAUGACUUUUCAAGAGAACCAAUUGAAGCAAUCAUGAUGUUCCAUGAUUCACGCGAUUGGGGUCGCGAUCUGCAAAUUAUGAUGGAUGUCCUUCGAUCAAAAAAUGGAAUGAUUGGAACACAAAAGACAGAUUACUCUGUACAAGACACGCCAGUGUAUUUUUCCAACCCUGAUUUUCUUUGGAGCAAUGAGUUUCCAGUGCCACGAUAUGGUCAAGGAGCAUUCAAAACAGCGCUUGAAGCCAUUUACAAACGGCAUACAGGCAAGGAGCUCAAGUCCACUUCUUUCGGAAAACCGCAUCGAGCAACCUACGAAUACGCUGAGAAAAUCUUGACCUCUUUGCUUCCCAACAAUACUCCGCUACAGCGAGUGUUCGCAGUUGGCGAUAACCCUGCAGCCGACAUUGCUGGUGCCAAUGCGUAUGGCUGGACUAGUAUUUUGGUCAGAACAGGUGUUUUCGAUGGCAAAGGCAAUUCGAGCGAGUUUCCCGCUAAACUUGUCUGUGAUGAUAUUGAAGAGGCAGUACAUUGGGCACUUAACGAAGAAGGUUUAAAAUAGAUUAUUCGUUUAGAAAAGCAAUGUAGAUUUCGUUUUGUAGUUACUAUUUAGUAACUCAGUAUGCAACAAAUGGGAAAAAAGAAAGGGCAUUUACAUGUACAAGUGGUUGGCAAAGGUGAGGCUUGCCA